Spirometra erinaceieuropaei is the source of this 7814-nucleotide messenger RNA. Lineage: Eukaryota; Metazoa; Platyhelminthes; Cestoda; Diphyllobothriidea; Diphyllobothriidae. The record is from the annotation of a GenBank genome assembly.
AUGAACUGUGAGCGUCUCGCCAUCACAGGUAUGUUUACCUAUUUCGGGGAUAAGAUGUGAUGUAAUAUUGAAAUCGAGGAUUAAGUUGACCUCAGCGUGUGCAGCGUUGGACAGGCCGAGGACAUGAGUUCGUUCAGAUUGCAAUAUUGCCGUGGAAAAUACUUCUCUGUGAAGAUGAUUCAGUACAAUGACAUCUCACCGAUCCCCGUGCUCCCAGACUUUGGCAGUCUUCCGGCGGGAAACAAACAUUUUCAAGCAUUUUUAUCUGAGCAGUCUACGAGGGAUACAAAAGGCAAAUUGUCCGAAGUGGAACCCGGUCUCCGCAAAUGCAGCAGAUUCAGGCGUCUAAAGCAGCCUCAGCUUCGCUUGGAGGGGGGGGGGAGGGGAAUCGCGUAGAUGUAAGUUAUGAAAUUGGCGGAGGGGCGCUCAUCGGUCGUUCUUACGGAACUCACUCGUUCCGUUGUGCCUUACGGGCUCUCUCUCUCUCGAGUCCAACCAGCAGCCGCACAGCGGCGCAGGUUAUAGGCAGUGUUGUUACCAACAAAGACAAGGGAGACUGGAAUGGCCAUUUCUGGCUUAUUAGCCGUCGUCAGCCAGUCGUACUCAACCCCAAAGUGUGGAACACCUGGGGCUCGAACUCACCUCUAACCACUGGGCCACGGGCCCGUUGUCCUGUCGGUUUCAACCGGGAAUAUACAAUAAAAUUAUUUCCGGGUGAAAAUAAAAAGACUGCUAAUCACCGAGAAGACGGGCGAAUUUUUCCGAUGCUUCGAGCUCGAGUUAAUAAGCAAAGAGUAAUAUUUAUGCAGCGUAUACUGUUUGCUUAUAUCGAGCUAGUCCAUUCUUGUCAAUAGCUGCCCCGAUAUCUCUGCAGACGUUAACUUGUGCGUCCACCUGGUUGUCGAUAUACGCGAACAGGGGGUUCCAGGAGAGAGAGAGAGUUCAGAAGAAGAAGAAGAAGAAGAAGAAGAAGAAGAAGAAGAUGAUGAUGAUGAUGAUGAUGAUGAUGAUGAUGAUGAUGAUGAUGAUGAUGAUGAUGAAGUGGUCACUGGAACAAGAAGUUUAUUGGUCCGACGUUUCAGAUUCUCACUCGAGCCUAUCAUCAGAGACAGUCCCACAUAAGGGUAAUAGAGGUACAAAGACUGCAGUAUUUAUAGUAAACAGCUGUUGUGGAACCUCAGGCGUACUAUAACCAACAGCACUCGCAAUCACCACUAGGGGUCGUAAAUUAUGCGAUGAUGGAUCGCCAGGCCGCGUCCGAGUAGUUAAUCACUGCAAUUUCACCAUCAGUGUUGGAUGUUGGCGUGGUGAUUCCUCGGAAAUUUGGCUCUCUGUCACUGGGAUUGCCGCUCGCCCGCGCCCUCCCCAUGUGAUUGACUCCUCUGCCCAGGGAAUGCCUCCGUACCGAAUAAGGUAACUGGAGGUCAUUGCUCUUGUUUGUUGAUUGCAGCCCUGAGAACCAUUAUUAGAUCAGUACGCAGCUCACGCGGCUGUCACCUUUCGCGAGGAUUUCAUUGCCGCCUGAUGUUUCUCUAUCGUUCUUACCAAACUGCGGCUUCUUUUUCCCCGUAACACUGGAAGGGCAAUCUUCCUCUCCCGUAAUUAUACGUGGCUUUUGCGUUAGACGAACAUAGGGGUCAUGGUGACUGAGAGCAUGUGCUAGUCUUUAAACGCUGAGUCAACGGGAGUCCUAUACCAGUACCUUAGAUGAGCCCGACGCGUGUUAGACGGUGUCCGAUCUCGUCUCUCGUCUACCGGAAAACUUGGACAGGCCAUUGAUGUACGGAUCAGGGGAAAAUGGGGCUCAUACUGCAUACUUAUUUGUACCUGGUAAGGUUGCGACCAUGUCAGAUCUAGCCGGCCCCGAUAGUGUCGCGGACUGUAUUCCCCCACGCGUGACGAUGGCCAGCAGUAGAUUUGGACAGCCAAGCCCAUUCUCUUAGCCGAAUACGGAAGGUCCAAGAACUACUUCAAUACCAUGACGGGCUGCAUCGAGCCGGGUUUUGAUUUGACCCCCUCUUCGACACCUCUAAGCGGGGGAGGGUGCCGGUCGGGGGCAGCAACACUGAGCUCCUGAGGUGGACGACGAAGACUAUGCCUGAGCCACCUCAGUCGUCUUUUCCGGAUGGCCUGAGAUAUCCUUGCCAUGUCGCAGCAAGUGUGUGCUGUCUUAUUUGAGACGAAGUCUGUGUACUUCGCUCGGAGGAUGGCCUCCAAGCUGUGGUGAUCGAAUACCUCCAGUUUUCGCUCAUCUUCCAUGAGCACAGCCGCAUAUAAGGACUGACCAGACGGACUCAUAUUACACGCGACUCUUCGUAGCGAUAGAGAUGUCGUAUCUGGUCCAUAGACACUUUCGAAGGCUUAAGAAAACAGCUUCGAUUCGGGAGACAAUGAAGUCCUUAAUUUGUUCCAUGUAGCAUCUUCAAGUUGACAGCCACUAAUCUCGAAAGGUGCCUUUUCCUGGUCGGGGAUGCAGCUUGAAAACACUUUGGUCUUUCUAGUGUUUAUGGAUAAGCCGACGAACUUAUCGGUCCCAGCCAAAGCCCGGAGUUAGCAAAGCGAUACCAUAGGGAUGGCCGAGAUCCGUCAACCGGCGACCGGAUACAAACUCAACAUCAUCAACUUCGCGUAUGGCUUUCCCAAGAAUCCGACCAAUGACCUAGUUGAACUAAAUGGGCAACAGAAUGCAACCCUGCCGAAUGCCAGACUGAAUAUUAAACGGCUGGAAGAGACUGCUUUGGAUUAGGACUCGCGAGAUAAUUGAACGGUAGUAGGCCUUGAUCAGGGCGAAGAUUUUGGCCGGCAUCUCAUCUAGUUCAACACAGGGACUCACGAUGAAUGGGAUCGAAUGCAGCGCCGAAGUCAACAAAGCAGACGGCCGCCUGAUUUGGUAGCAAUGACGAAAUUCAUAUUGACCCUACUGUGAAAAACUCGGCGCCUCGGUGGGAUUCGAACCCAUGACAAUAAGAGGAAGGCUUUAGCGCAGCCAACACUCCAACCACCUGAGCUACGAGACCCCGCCGGACGACGCGAGUUUAAUCACAUUUGGGUCAAGUUAUCGGCCCAACCUACUGCAACGUCUGGAAUCCACGAAAUCUAAUACAGUAAGUUGACUGCCCAAGCAGGAUUUCCUAAGUAAUUCACCUAGAAUUUACCAGAUGACUACUAGGCUCCCGUAAUUCAUAGGUAUUUUGGCAGAUUUUGUAUAAUUCAUAUUGACCCAACUGCGUGGGUUUGAAUCCCACCGAGGCGCCGAGUUUUUCACAGUUGGGUCAAUAGGAAUUAUUCAAAAUCUGCCAAACUACCUAUGUAAAACUGAUGUGUUAUUUUACAAUAGGGACGGAGUCUGAUUUGUGCCAAAGACGUCUUCGUUCUGUAAGUGGGAACUGUUAGAAAAAGGGUUUUUUAGCUCCUUUGAGGAAACGAUUAUAAACAAAAGGAAGCCGCACAAAAUACUAGUAUAAUUUAUUGGUUGCUGCAUUUUUAUUGUUUCUCAUGCGAAUACCUGAUCACCUCCUGUAGUACAUCUUCCCCCUUUGAAAUCAAGGCCGCGAGAACUGCCCUCGCGUCAGUUUGGGUGCCCAAUCCCCAACCAGACCUGAUCCAGACAAACCACUGCGACGUGGAUGGCAGAAGACCUGAAACACGUACUUCAUUCGCUCACACCAGAUAAUUAUGUGUUCACUGAACCUAUCACUAUGCGUAAACAGUCGUGAUCUGGAAGGCUGCCAACGGACGACAUACAGUAGAUGCGUGUUAGAUGAAAGGUUAACCGAAAUUCUGAAAUGCGUUUCCGGCUAGAAAAGAUUACUUAACUGGGGUUGUAAUAUGAAACAAUAUGCAGCACAAUCCCCAUAAUAAUUCAGUUACUUCAGGGUAUCGACUUUUGAAUGAACUUCUUUCCGAUCGCCUGUAAAAACUGCACUCUGCAAAAAAUGACUGCUAAAGUAUCAUGCAUUUUUCCCAUUGGUUUUCGAUCCCCUUAUAAAUUCGAAUAUAUUUCAAAGAAAACAUGUAGAAAAAUAUUACUUAUUUUGCUCAUUUGGUGGAAUAAUCCGGCUUCCUCAAAUUUUAUGCCUAAAGAAAGAGUAUAAUUCGGUUUUAAGAAAGUUUCUAAUUAUAAGAUUUAUUAAAAAUGUGAAAUGCCCGUUCAUAAAUAUCAUGUUUCUGCAUUUGCCAAUGUUGCUUAUAAAGUUUACAAUAUGACUCAAAUCCACUGCUAAAUUUUAUGAACCACAUAUGGUCUCCCCUUAAUACCGUUUAGAAAUGUAUGAUUUUCUGUAUACUGAAAAUAUGCAUUCUGUAGUUUGGAAACCCUGAAUGCAAAUGUAACGCCAGGUCGGGUUCAGAAUUAUCUGGGAAUUGGAAGUUUUUUAAAAGCAAAUUAUACUCUUUCUUCAAAUAGAAGAUUUGAAGAAACGUAGUUUUCCACCAAAUAAUAAAAGGGAUGAAUAUUUCUGUACAUGUUUUUGAUGAAAUAUAUUUGAAUGGGAAAAAUGCAUGCUACUUAAGCAGUCAUUUUUUGCAGAGUGCAGUUUUUACAGACGGUCGGAAAGAAGUUCCUUUAAAAGCCGGAACCCUGAAAUAACUGAAUUAUUACGGAGAUCAUGCUGCACAGUGGUUACUAUUACAACCCUAGUUAAGUAACCUUUUCUAGCCGGAAACGCAUUUUAGGAUUUCGGUUAACAUUUCAUGAGUUAUCACAUCUACUGUAUGCAACUCGGUGCUACUCAGAAUUUCAAAUCGAAUUGAAAUUGCGCAUUCCAAACAUGGCUUUUAUUGUUUCCUCCCCUACGUGAGAUUUGUAACCCCCUGACUGUGUCCCGCUACUUGCGGACUUUGGAGUCGGGGUCGCGUGCGGUACACCGUUGCAGCCUGAUGUCGAUGUCGACCCCUCUACGACCUCCUCUAGCUAAUCAAAAUUGGUGCCCUUGUUUCGCACGUGUUUCUCAGUGGCUUCACGUCUACUCAACCAUCGCACCUGAUUUUAUCGCCAGUCAUCCGAGGGUGGUGGAUGUGGAAAGAGGGAAUGAGGUCAAUGCUGUCCAAGUCCUGCACAUGUCUCGGUUUGCGUUCUCCUCGAGGUACAGCAGCGGACCUCCUCACAUGCGGUGGUCAAACUACAGUGCCGGGUAAGUGCGUACUGUCGGUCCUAAUACGACUUCUUGUCAUUUCCUGCGUGCUUUAGAUGUCAGCUUGCGCCUGGCACGCAAUAUACGGAGGCCUUAAUGGCAUCAAUCUCCGCCUUCGAUCUCAUCAUCGAUUGGCUUAAGUCCAACGGGCCGCUAAUGCGUGGGAUAGGCAAGGGAGGAGAGUGACUUCCACUCAACAGUUAGUUGUCCCUUUAUAAAUAAUCAAACACACUUCUAAAUCAUCACGGUGUGCAGGUUGUCGUGAUGUUUAGGACUAUGAUCUGGCGUUGCAAAUCGGUUUGCCUCCAGAUGUAGGGUUAGGCUUCAAUGACCCCUCAACAGCCUCGUCUAGCUAAUCAAAAUUAGUGUCCUUGGUUCUCAGUGGCUUUACAUCUAUUCAACCAUUGCACCUGAUUUUAUCUCCAGCCGACUUGAUUCGGAAAGUCACUGACGCGCAGUAAGAGAGAGAGAGAGAGGAGGAGAAAAGAGUGGACAAACUUACGUUCUAGCCAUAAAUCACCAACUGCACCCUAAAUCUUUCCCUAAACUCCCGCAUUCUUGGUUUAGAAGGUUAACAGCCGACGAGGUAACUUUUCUCUGCUCAGAAUUCACAUUUGUAUGAGGUCGGGAAUCCAUUAUGGAAACCCGGUGCGUGUAAAGUUAGGAGUGGCCAGCGUGUGACACGCGCUUCUGAUUUCUCGAUGGAGCGCUUCUAAGUUAUGUUUAAUGUCCACAAACCGGGAGUACCCAUACGCACUAUCGUCUCCUUACGUAGCGUUCCAAAUUUCGAGUCGUCAGUGACUUCGUUUACUUACAAAGGAUUCACAGUUGAAAGUAGAGUCGGCGGAGUUGCAUCUGUCACGCAUUAAAAAGCUCAAAGCUUAUGGUAUCACCCGCACUAGCUGUCAACAAUCUUGACGGCCGUGUCGGGUUAAGUAUGAUGAGACUGAACAAAAGUUCAAAGUAGUACAUAUUGUCGAGCUUCUAGAAUUGUUUAUAAGGACGUUCUUCAUAUUCAACAGCCAGACAUACGAGCACGCUAAGGGCAGACCGAUGGGUCAGCGUCUGUCUGUAUUAGGUUUCGAAACUGUUUUCCUGGGGUUCAAGCAACUGAUCUUCAUGUUUAAUCCCCACCCCAUAGUCCUGGGUCAGAUGCGUUGACGAUACGUCCCUGCUAAUCAGACAGAGCUUCGUGUAGAUCUUCAAGGCAUUGCUGAAUUCAAUCUUUGCCGGGAUCAUUCUAAUACGAGGAGAGAACCCGUAGCUACUGACGACCUAAAGUUUAUCUCGGCGAAGCUCGCAUGCUGGCAUCUCAUUCGUGCAGACGAUGUGAAAGCAGGUAAAAUGGAGGUAAGACAGUUGAUAUGUGAACCAACCGAGUAAGACCGCAUGCAAAAGCCGUCGCUUUCAAUGGACGGACUGACAGAGGAGGGGUUCCUACAUUGCCGAUUGAUCCUUUCGCUCCAUUUGGUGUAUGCCGCUCCUUGGAACUUUUUUUACCAAACUGAUAAUCAAAGAGGGCAAAAGGAAUGCAACAAGGACAAGUCAAGGACUCCGUACAGACCUUUCGGAUUUCUGCAUGGAUUCCUUAUCAGCGGGCACAGAAUCAGCCCUCGACGUGGACCUGGGACAAGUGCAUGAACAAGAGAGAUAGAGGGAGAUACGCUUUAUUUUGAAGUAUCAUUCUGACAUUUUCAACAAAAACGGCUCCAUUCACAGUGAACAGAAAUCGGUACGUAAAGCAGAUAACACCAGACGACCAAAAGCGAUAUUUAAUGGCUGAAAACUGCAGCUGUGUGCAUUACAAAUACUCGCCGGUAAAUGAGUCUCUAAAUUCGCGUCAGAUUUGACUUCCUUCGAAACGGUAGUAGCGUAAUGUGCAGAUGACUUCAUUAUUGUAGCUCAGGCAAAUAAGAGGGAUAAAAUCGGUAUAUAAUGAGCAAAAUAGGCCAACAGCUGCACACAUGUACGAAAAUUCCCAUGGGCAUGGCGGGCAGAAAAAAUGGCGGCUCAAUUUCAAAAGCCCACCAGGGAUAACUGCCUUCGCCGAAUCUGAGAAGAUGAGUGGCAUCCAGGCAGGCAAAGUAUUCUGCAAAGGAUGACCAACGUGAUCCGAGGAAUGUACCGAUUAGUGCGACGGUGUUAUCUUUUUGGUCUAUAAUGCCCCGCUGAUUUGCUCAUAUCCAUGAACAGGUGCGACAGGUGUGCGGCUGGAGCGAUGCCAACAAAUGACCAAAAUAUCAACCAGACGUGACCCACUGCCAAUUUUUAAGAAAACAAAAGAUUGUUGAAAAUUAUGGGCAUUUUUUAAAGACAAGCAACUAUAGGUAACAGACCAUAAGAGUAGGAAAGGAGGACAAUGAUCGAGCAUCGGGACCACUUGUUCAUUUUUUGAGAUUCCAAAAUCGUGUAAAGGCCUAUCAUGGGAGGCGCCAAUAGGAACAAAGCAAGUGGUAUUUAUAGGGGGGGGGGCGUAUGGACCAAUAAAAGACCAGUGUAGCAGGUCCGGAGGCGGCUGCUCAGGGCUCUAUAGGCGGGCGAGAGGUCGAUACGUCGAUCGAUUGAGUUCUCGUUAUAGGCCCGGACUUCAAUGAACUCUCGGCCUCUCGCGUGCGCAUUUACCCUGGCGGCUGCGAAAUUGAACUCAUGACGCAUUUCGACGGUAUGCGAAUCCACUUGUGA